AUGAAACAAUUCAAUAACCACGAAAAUAAUGAAUACCAUAAACGCUGUAUACUUAAUGCUGAAUAUUGGUUAAAAACUUAUAGAGGCACGAUACCGAGUGUCCAGAUGCUACAAAACACAGCUCUGCAGCAACAAAUUAUUAAAAAUAAUAACGCAGUCCUACCAAUAAUUGAAACUGUAUUGUUUUGUGGUCGGCAGGGUAUACCACUUCGUGCCAAUAGAGACCUUUUACCAAAAGCACAAAAUGAAAUUAUUUAUGCAAUUAAUGAUAUAAUGCUGAAGAAAUUGGUUAAGAUGGUAAAUUCAGCAAAAUGUUUUACUGUUCUUGCAGAUGAAACGACAGACGUCUCAAUCGGCGUGGGAUACCUACAUAAUAAUGGCAUUAGAAAAGAUUUCCUUCAGUUUGUACCUGUUUCUGAUUUAACAGGUAAGAACCUUGUGAUAAUCAUUUUAAAUUCCUUACAUGAGUUUGGAAUCGAUACAAAGUUUUUUAGAGGACAAGGAUAUGAUGGGACCUCAGCAAUAAGUGGAAAAUGCAUGGCAACACAGACUUAUGUAACGAAAGAGCAUCCGACUGCACAGAGGUGCAACAUUGAAACAGACACUCCUGAAUCAUAUUUUAGGAUUUCUACAUUUUUGCUAUUUUUGGAUCACGUUUAA
This is a messenger RNA of Psylliodes chrysocephalus, 660 nucleotides long. Lineage: Eukaryota; Metazoa; Arthropoda; Insecta; Coleoptera; Chrysomelidae. The record is from the annotation of a GenBank genome assembly.